This is a messenger RNA of Parasteatoda tepidariorum (common house spider), 5556 nucleotides long. NCBI's taxonomy places the organism in Eukaryota, Metazoa, Arthropoda, Arachnida, Araneae, Theridiidae. The record is from RefSeq and is a predicted model, not a curated record.
GUUGAAGGGGAAUGGGACUCGCGGGUAGUUCGUUACACUUAGCCGGCCGUGAAUAGAUAACAUGCCGGUUUUUAUAAACGUGGUUUGUUGACUCAUCGGAUAACACAAAAAUAUGGCGAAUUCCAUGUUAAUCAAGUAUUUUCAAAAGGAUGCUACUGAAGAGUUACCGAAUCAACGAAUGUUUUCUCAAAACAUAAUCAAAAUGUGGAAUUGUUCCAGAAAUGUUAUGAUUAUGAAAAUGUCAGGUAGAAUAUUGUUCGACAAUGUCGUCUAAAGUUCAUCCUCUGUCAUCGAAAGGCAGAAAGCAAUCAGUGAUUUCUAAUUUCAUCAAAGGUCUGACAGGGCAGAAAUGCCAAGUGUCUCCGACAAAGCAAAAUGGAGGCAGCGAACUAAAUGGAAAAAACAUGACAAGAAAUAGCAGUAUUUGUCUUUCAGAGUCUACGAAGUCCGAAGAAGAAAGACUAUCUCUCAAUAGGGGAGAAAUUUAUUUCUGGAGGAACUUCGCCUAUGACCUGGAGGGUCGACCUUUUCUCAAAGUCAAUCAUGAUGCAAGCAUGGAAGACACUGGUCACGUUUUGACUCAGGAAUGGAAGUUGGAAACACCAAGAAUUGUUCUGGUGGUUAUGUCCAAUGCCGCCCCAUUAACGAACUGGACGAACACCCGCCAGAUCAAAAAUUUCCAGAAAGGACUCAUUAGAGCUACCAACACGACAGAAAUGUGGAUAUUGACCAAUGGCAUUAACGUUGGAGUAAGUAAAAUCAUCGGAGAUGCAGUUCAAGAAGAGAUCAAUAGAAGGAAUUCUAAAGGUCAUUUCCAGAAGCUUCAUUGUGCUAAGAAAAACCCAAGUUCGAAAAUUGUUUUGAUUGGUGUAGCGAGAGAAGAUUUGUUGAAUCAUGGGGAAUCUUUUGAUGGGAAGAGUCGACGAAUUGAAAUCGAAAACGAAGGUAACAGAGUGGAGGAACAGAAGUUCGAUUUGAAUCCUGAUCAUUCUCAUUUCCUGAUAGUUAAGGACUCGACAAUCAGCAAGACUGGAAUCAACUAUUUUUUAUUAAGAUUGCAACAAUAUCUAGCAACAGCGCUUGAGCAGCCAAGAAAUUCUGCUUCUGCAUACAGAAUUAACCGCUGUACGUUGGGUAUUAUGGAGAUCCCAGUGGUAGCUGUUCUUUUUCAAGGUGGAACUGAUUGUGCUAGAUUGGCAUUAGAUCAUCUUAAGAAGCAUUUGCCUUUAGUUGUAAUGAAAGGAAGUGGUGGAUUAGCCGACAUCCUUGGAUUCGCUUACGGCGAAAUAACUCAAAGGCCUCAGGGUGUUGCAGAUGCUGAGUUUUGUGAAAACUAUCUUAAGCCAGAACUUUCUCGUAAGAUAUCAGACAAAUUUCCUAAGCUGAGAGACAACAGCUUGUCUAGGAAUAUAUUUCGUGAUAGAAUAAUGGAUUGCAUUCGUUACGCUAAGCAAAAUGACCAAGUGUAUUUGACAGUAUUGAACAUAUACGAACAUAGCUGUAAUCUUGAAAAUUUAGGGAAUCAUCUUUUGAGAUCUCUAUUCAAAUCGCAGGUGAUUGAUAACACUAACUGGCAUGCUCAAAUGCAUAAAGACCUUUAUCUGACACUGGAUUGGAACAGCCCUCACGUUGCCAUGUCCGAAGUAUUUUUGAAAGAUCCCUCCAAUAAAUUUAAGAUAGAAAAAGAUGUCUUCGAAGAGGCCAUCUUGAGACCAAAUCGAGAGAGUUUCGUAGACUUGUUUCUGAAUCAAGGUUUUCAAGUUCAUAAGUACCUUACACCUCGUAGACUCAUAUAUCUUUUCAAGAGAAUGAGAUAUCAGGAGUUUUUUCAAACUGUUUGCUGGGAAGGAGCAUUAGGAUAUGGGCCGUUGUCAAAUAUUAACAAGAACUUUAUCGAAACGGAUCUGAAUUGGCUGAUAACAAAAACGACAUCUAUGGAAAAUUUCAUAAGUGCUCAAGAACUAUCUCUGAAUGCAAUGGGCAUGUACAGCUCCGAUCCCAAUGCUGCAGAACGAAAGGCUAAAGUACUUCUAAGUUUUUGGGCUGUUUUUAUUAAUAGAGUAGUACUUGCCAAGACUUUGUGGAAGCAUGCAGAUCAGCCGAUACACCUAGCUCUGGUAUUGUCUAUGAUGACGGAAAGGUUAUCUGUGUUUGUGAAUGAUGCCUCACUUAGAGUGGAAAUGGAAGAAAAUAGCAAUGAAUUCGCUGAUAUAGCAACAGCAUUGCUUGAUGCUUGCUACAUUGAUACGCCUGACAGAGCUUUUGAUGUGCUCAAUGAGGAGAGUCCAGGUUGGGCCUACAAUACUGCCGUGGACAUAGCUGCAGAGGGACACAACCGAAGGUUCCUUUCUCAUAUUUGUUGCCAAAAGUGGCUAACUAGCAUGUUUUUUGGAAAAAUCAAAAUUAGAGAUUUAUCUUGGGGUGCAUUUACAGUUCCUACAAGCAUAAAGGUGCUUUUGUGUGCAUUCUUAAUUUUUCCUAUGUAUGGAUGGACAAUCUUCCAGUCAAAAGAAUGUUCCGUAGACAACGAUAAAGAUAUUGUGGAUUAUGAUUCUGAUGAUGAGAAAGCGCUUAUUGAUAAAUCAAAUGAAGCUUUAAAAAGGUCUGAUAAGCAGUCUGCCUCAGAAAAAUUGAAAGCUGUGAUGUGGAGUCCAUCAAAUUUUCGACGAUAUGUUGUUCAUCAUCCCCCUUUACACAAAAUGAUUUAUCUCAUGUGGAGUGCGCCUAUCACAAAAUUCUGGACAUUUCAGAUGUUCUAUGUAGUAUACUUGGCGUUCUUCAGCUUAGCUGUGAUAUGGCCGUCUUGUGGUAAUCCAACAUUGGACAUGAUUGUUUGUUGUUGGACAUCUCUGCUUGCCCUUGAGUCUGUACAUCCUGCAAUUAGAAUGAGGAAAAAAUUUAAAGCCAAAACAUUUGUUCUUCGAAUAAUGGAAAUCAUUGGCAUGUUCAUAUUUGUCAUUCUCUACCUCAUUGGGAGGUUACUACCUCUUAACAUUAUGGAUCCCUACACCAUCAGAGUUAUAUUGUGUCUUGGCUUAUUGUACUUCUACUAUAGAAUAAUUUCGAUAUACUUACCCAUAUCGCCUACCUUAGGACCAUUAUUGUAUAGAGUAAAAUUAAUGGUGCUGGUAGACUUCAUAAAUUUCAUGCGUAUGACAAUAUUAGUGAUCAUAAGUGGAGGGAUAGUCAUUCACGCAGCUAUGUAUCCAGACUAUCCGUUUAGUGCAGAACUUUUUAGAAGAACCUUUCACAAAGCAUGGUUCUCCUUGUUUAUGACACCCGUCAGUGAUUUGGAUGAGGAAGAUGAAGACUGCCAAAGAGAAAAUAAAGAGAUAUACCACAAUCCAAAUGAAACCUAUUGUAAGGCAAACAGAUUUAAUGACGAACAUUGUCCUACAGUAGGGUUCUGGUCAUAUGUUUUCAACAUUCAGUAUUUUGUCUUGCUAAAACUCAUUCUCAUGACGUUGCUUUAUGCGCUUUUCAGUGCAACUGCAUCCAAGCUGUCAGCAGAAAGCGAUGCAAUCUGGAAAUUCCAAAGAUAUCACCUUGUUGUGGAUUUCUCGAAUCGCUUGAGACUUCCUGCUCCGUUGAAUAUAUUUAGUUACAUUAUCAUCUUCUUCGAGGUCUUUCACAGUCUGUUGCGCCGUCUUUGUUGCUGUGUCGAACAACAGUCUCAAGGCAACGUUAAAUCUGAAGGAAGACGUUUUUCUAUAAAAGAUUACACUUACUGGAAUCAGUUAGCGCAAGAGUACGAUUCAAUCCAAAAAUCGAAAGAAAUGGAAAGGGAUGUACAAGAGAAGCAAAUGGAUAUGAUUCGAAGCCUUAUGGAAGAUUUUGUCUAUCACAAACAGAUGAUGCAAAGUUUGAAAAGCUCUGUACGAGAAUUAGAGAGGCUUAUGAAUUAUUCCCAUGUUCAUUUAGAAAAUAUUCGCCAUCUCGCUAACAGAGAUUCUUCAGUUGUUUCUUCUUGGGAUCCUCUACCUGAUGCCACCAAUCGUAAUCAGCCAUCUGUGAUGAAUAUCCUAUCAAGACGCUCUCCGUAUCCGAACACGAGAGUGCAGCGUUUUCCUGUCUCAGAUAAAUAUGUUCCCUGGGAAGUAAUGUGGAUUUCUUACGAUCCUGUGGCAUUUACUCAACAGCGUCCAGAUUUUCCAGUUCUCUUACAAUCACACGUUGAUGAGGAUAUAUUGUUGUUGCGAGAAAAAAACGGACCUCAACAAGCAUUGCCUGUUUUUGCUUGGAACAGCGUGUCAAUUAAUCCGGCUGGGAUAGGUUUGGACAGACAGUCGUGGAUUAUUGCUAAAGAUGGUUCUACUUUAGUUUAUAAGCUGGAUAGUGAAGGAGUUCCACAAAAUCCAAUGGGUCGAACUGGUUUACGAGGUAGAGGUGCGCUACCACGAUGGGGUCCUAAUCAUUAUAUUCAUAUCAUUUUAACUAGGUUCCAAAAAGCACGAGAAGCAUUUUUGUCCACUAAAGGCUUGGAAUUUGUUGUUUUAUGGACAGAAAAAAGAUAUCAUCUUUCUAUACCUGGGGGCUUUGUGUCAGGUGAGCAUAGGUAUGAAGUCAUCAGAUCAAUGUUUAAAAAUCAAUUUAUUGGAAAUAUUGUCUGGACGGAAUCAAGCGCAGUUAUUAAAUUUUUUAGAGAUUGUAUCAUUCCUCCACCUCCUAAAGUGGAGUUAGCUGAAUCCAAUGAAAGUUUUCCCAGCAUUGCAGAUAGUGAAGAGAAUUUAAAAAUCACACACGAGGUUGUAUACAAAGGCUACAUGGAUGAUCCUUGCAAUACUGAUCACGCCUGGAAAGAAGUUGAACUAUGGCAUAUUCAUUUUGACAUGCCUGAAAAUGUGUCUGAAAAAUUACAGCCUCAAAUGGGAUGGAGAUUGAUAACAGAAGAUGCUUUCUUUAAGCUACCAGCUGGUCAAGCUGUUUUACUGCAAGAUAUUGCCCGGAAAAUGAAAGCAACAAUACUGUGAAUGGUUUUUAAGAUAUUUUCCGAUGAAAGAACCCUCAAACUAUAAUUUAAUUUUAUUUAAUAAAUGCGAAUUGUGAGAGUUUCAAGUUGCGCACACACAAAAUGAACUUUCUUUGAAAGACAAUGAGGACAUUUGUGUUGUCUCAAACACUAAAAUUCGAUUAUUUAUGAUCUGUUUUAAAUUUUGAUCAAAGUAUUUAUUUUCUUAAACCUAGACUAGUUUUUAGUUCUUGUUUGAUUGUGAAAAUUUGUUGAGUAUUGGAGGAAGACGACUUAAAUCCGAUUUUAAAUUAAUAUUCAUAUUUAUAUUGUUAUUAUGCUUCAUUUGUUAUGUUUUAAAACUAAACUAACUAAGCGCUAAACUAACCAUGAGUUCUUCAGAUUAAUUACAAAACUACAACCCAUAAUAAAUGUACAGAGAGUUCCAUAAAUAUUAAUAAAAAUUUUAAGCGGAGGUAAUUACCGUCUCCUAGAAGAAAGAAAGUCACCGCACCACAGUGGGUCAGCAUCCAAGGUUUCGUGGCCGAAAUUAGUAUUUCGAUAAAAUUUGUUUCAAAAUUUGGGGUUUUUUAUUUAGGGGUUUUUAU